Didymodactylos carnosus is the source of this 756-nucleotide messenger RNA. Lineage: Eukaryota; Metazoa; Rotifera; Eurotatoria; Philodinida; Philodinidae. The record is from the annotation of a GenBank genome assembly.
AUGAGAAACCGUAAACUUGUUAAGAAGAAAAUCGAAAUAUCUUCAUCAAUGACAACUACUACACCGGCUCUGAUCACAUCUUCUUCAACAGCAACAACAACGGUUAUUGAUAAUGCAAAACGGAAAAAUGAAUUUAAUGAUGAAAUUUUGAAAUCCAAAAAUGAUUCAUCAAAUAAUCCAUUAUUCACAUCAGAGCGUUAUGAUGAAACAGUUGAAUUAAUAAAUGGUGCAAAAUUAAAACGCUAUAGUGAUAGAAAUGAACAAGAAAUAGCACUCUUAAAAACAUACGACGUAAUUAAUGUUGGCGGUCAACAGGAAUUAGUAAAAAAGAUUAGUUCAUCAGAAGCUGCUCAUGUUACAAUUGGUCAUCAUGGUAUUAAUAAUACAUUAAAAGAAAUCAAGAAAAAAUAUGCAAAUGUUACAGAAAGACAGGUGAAAUUAUUUAUCUCUGGUUGUCAUGAAUGUAAAAUAAAACGCUCAAAACCCAAAUAUUCGUCAAAAUUAGUCGUGCAAUCAGUUAUCUCAAAUGAUUUUAAUGCGCGUGAUCAUUUUACAAAAUUUUGUGUUUUAAGACCAAUGAAAACAAAAACAGCAGCAGAAGUAGCCUAUCAUUUAUUAGAUAUAUUUAUAAUGUUCGGAGCUCCGGCUACUUUACAAUCAGAUAAUGGUCGUGAGUUUGUGGCAAAAGUUAUUGAAGAACUAGCUGAAAUGUGGAAAGGUCUUAAAAUCGUUCAUGGAAGAGCGCGUCAUCCAUAA